CUAUUCCUCUCACUGUCUACUUCUUACUUACAAACUUUCUCUCCACUGAUUUACCAUGAGCAACUUCGAUCCAUCCACAGUGGCGGUCUAUGGUCUUGUCGCUGUUCUCCCGGUUGCGGGUGUCUGGUUGGUGAAGACGCUUAAUCAGAAGGACCCCGUGCCCGCUGUGAUCGGCUCCGGGGGCUGGGUCGAUUCGCUGAAGGCUGCGCGAUACUUCGAGGAGCAGCCGAUGGAGGUCGUCCAGAAGGGCUACGACGAGUACAAGGACGGCGUCUUCCGCAUCCCGCGUCGCUGGCGCUGGGAUUACGUUGUGACCGGUCCCCAGCGCAUCAAGGAAGUCAGCGGGGCUCCCUCGGAGGUUCUUUCUUUCAAUGACGGAUCAGGGGAGACGAUCCAAGCCAAAUACACCAUGGGAGCCGACCUCUUGAACAACGCGUACCAUGCCCUAGCCGUUCGGACGAGUCUGACGCGCAACUUGGGAAAGGUUUUCCCGGAGGUGCGGGACGAGAUCGAGUGUGCAAUUGAUGAAGUGUUUGCGUUGCAAGACGACGAAUGGAAACUGGUCCCGGUCAUGUCCUCCCUGAUGAAGGUGGUUGCUCGAACCAGCAAUCGUCUGUUUGUGGGAUUGCCCCUGUGCCGCAACGAUAAUUAUCUUGACUUGAACGUGAUCAACACAAUCGAGACCGUGACUCGAGGCCAGAAACUGAGCGCCUGGCCCGAAUUUCUUAAGCCGCUUGCCGCGCCUUUCAUUGUCACCAGGAUGAAACGUUUGCGGGAGAUGUUGGCAUUCGUCGGCCCAAUGAUCGAGGAGCGCAUUGCCAAGGAAGACGAACUUGGUCCCAACUAUGAGGGCAAACCCAAUGACUUGAUCUCCUGGCUCCUGGAACUUGCCGGCCCUGACGGAAGACACCCUGAGCCUAUUGCCGCUCGUAUUCUAUCCCUCAAUAUGGCUGCGAUUCACACGACGUCGAUGGCGCUGGCACAUGCUCUGUUCGAUGUAACUUCGCGCGAGGGCUAUCUCGAGCCGAUGCGUGAAGAGGCGGAGAACGUCAUCAGGGCGGAAGGGUGGACCAAGUCGGCUCUCAACAGCAUGCACAAGAUGGACAGCUUCAUCAGAGAGACCCAGCGCAUGCAGGGCAACGGACCCGUGACCAUGGCUCGCAAAGUCAUUCAUCCCGAUGGUUUCACUUUCUCCGACGGUGUCAAAGUCCCUUACGGCUCAUUCGUGUAUGUAUCUGGCAAACCCGUUCACUACGAUCCGAAAAUUCACGAGGAUCCCGAAGUGUUCAAAGGGUUCCGCUACUCCGAUCUUCGGGAAGCCAAGGCCGACAACCACACCGUCGAGGCAGGCAUAUUCAACAGCCACAUGGUCUCGACCAGCAUGGAACAUCUGUCUUUCGGCCACGGAAAGCACUCGUGCCCCGGCCGGUUCUUCGCUGCUACCGAGAUCAAGGCCAUGUUGGCCCACAUCCUCAUCAACUACGACAUCAAAGCCGCAGUGCCUGGUGUCCGCCCUCCCAAUGACGAGCAUGGAAUGAUGUCGUCGCCGAAUGGCACGGCCGGGAUCCUCAUCCGCAAACGUCAGCUGUAAUCUCCAUCCCUCGUGUCUGUGCAUAAUAGCCUAGUGACCAUAUACUCUCCUUUACAUCGACUGCUCAUCUUAGACACUUCUUCCAUAGUUCAUUGAAAUGUUCUCGCAUUCCUAUCUCACCCGUUUUCUCUGAGA
This is a messenger RNA of Mycena citricolor, 1726 nucleotides long. The record is from the annotation of a GenBank genome assembly. NCBI's taxonomy places the organism in Eukaryota, Fungi, Basidiomycota, Agaricomycetes, Agaricales, Mycenaceae.